Molecule: messenger RNA, 1431 nt
Organism: Trifolium pratense (red clover)
Lineage: Eukaryota; Viridiplantae; Streptophyta; Magnoliopsida; Fabales; Fabaceae
Product: vignain-like
Exons: 4
Coding region: 37-1119 (360 amino acids)
Cellular component (GO): lysosome
Molecular function (GO): cysteine-type endopeptidase activity
Source: RefSeq, a predicted model, not a curated record
CAUAUUUUCCCAUCACAACACACAACACAUAACAAAAUGGAAAUGAAAAAGCUCUUGUUAGUUUCCUUAUCCCUUGCUUUGGUUUUAGGAUUAGCCAAUAGCUUUGAUUUCAAUGAGAAUGAUUUAUCAUCAGAUGAAAAUUUGUGGGAUUUGUAUGAGAGAUGGAGAAGUCACAACACAGUUACUAGAAGCCUUGAUGAGAAGCAUAAUCGCUUUAAUGUGUUUAAAGCCAAUGUUAUGCAUGUUCAUAAUACCAAUAAAUUGGAUAAGCCUUAUAAGCUUAAGUUGAAUAAGUUUGCUGAUUUGACUAAUUAUGAAUUUAGGAGUAUCUAUGCUAAUUCUAAGGUUAAUCAUCAUAGAAUGUUUCGUGGCAUGUCACAUGACAAUGGAACUUUUAUGUAUGAGAAUGUGAAGGAUGUUCCUUCUUCUCUUGAUUGGAGGAAGAAAGGUGCUGUUAAUAGUGUAAAGGAUCAAGGCCAAUGUGGUAGUUGUUGGGCGUUUUCAACCAUCGUAGCCGUCGAAGGUAUUAACCAAAUAAAGACACAAAAACUAAUAUCAUUGUCUGAGCAAGAACUUGUGGAUUGCGACACUGAACUGAAUGAAGGAUGCAAUGGUGGGUUAAUGGAAUAUGCAUUUGAGUUCAUCAAGCAAAAUGGUAUAACAACUGAAAGCAAUUAUCCUUAUGCUGCAAAAGAUGGAACAUGUAAUGUACAAAAGGAGAAUAAGCCAGUAGUAUCAAUUGAUGGCCAUGAGAAUGUCCCUACCAACAAUGAAGCUGCAUUGUUGAAAGCUGCUGCCAAUCAACCUAUUUCUGUAGCCAUUGAUGCCGGCGGAUCUGAUUUUCAGUUCUAUUCGGAGGGAGUAUUUACUGGAGAGUGUGGCACUGAGCUGGAUCAUGGAGUAGCAAUUGUAGGGUAUGGAACAACUCAAGAUGGAACCAAAUAUUGGACAGUGAGGAACUCUUGGGGAAGUGAAUGGGGAGAACAAGGUUACAUUAGAAUGCAAAGAGACAUAUCUCAAAAGGAAGGUCUAUGUGGCAUAGCUAUGGAAGCUUCUUAUCCAAUCAAAACAUCAUCUACCAACCCAACAAAAAUUUCAUCUCAGAAAGAUGAACUUUAAAUUAUGCAAUUGCCACAAGAAAUAAUAAUAUUUGUGUCGCAUAUAUAUGUUUUUUAUGUCCAAGUAUUAUUCAUCAAGGAUGUUGUCUUAGGAUUGUGUCGUGUAUUUUUUUAGUUUCAUUGAAUAACUAAUUUUUACUUAUAUAUAAAAUUAGAGAAAAUAAUGUGUGUUUCAAUUUGAUUGCUUGUACUACACGUCAAUUAUUUCUAUUAAAAGAUUAUUACUCAUUGAUUUGUUUAUCAUGCCCUCCUUUACAUUAGCAAUUAGUUUUUCAACAUUAUCUGUUUAUUUAUGAAUGACGUCAUUAAGUGA